ACUUACAGCAUAAACAAUUUGGAAGAAUUAAAUUGGAUGAUGUUAACGAUGAAAAUAUUCCGCCAUUGUGUCAUCGUUUAUUUGCUUACCUAUGCAUACGGUAUUAGUGAUGAUGAGAAGGAGCAUUCGUCGAUAUUAACAAGUCCAGAAGCAGAAGAUCUUGAACGACAAUUAUUUUUGAAUGCAAAACGAGCUGGUGCACGAGCAUUUAGUCCAAUGAAAGGAAAUAAUUUUGAAAAUCAUUUCUUUCCAAACAUGAAACGACAUCAAACAUUUUCACCAUACUAUUACUAUCAACAACCAAAACGUGGCGGUGGACAUCCAUUCUACACUUUUUGGGGUCCAUCAAAUGCAGGCGACAUCAAAUACGAUGAAAGUAUGCCAUUUUAUAAAAGACAUUCGUCAUUGCGUGAUUCCGCAGAUUACAUUUAUUGAUUGAUUGUUUGGUUAAUUGAUUGAUUAAUUAAUUGGAUUCGAUUCAGGACAAGAAUAAUAAAUGAAGAGUUGAAAUAUUGGAAUUGAAAUCGUUUUAAUUUUAAAAAUUAAUUUGCAUAGCUCAUUUUAUUCGUAUUGUCAAAUGCAUUAAACAGUAAUAAUAUUCCUAAAAGCUUUGAUUAGAAUUUAAAAGUAGUGUUAAUUAAUUAAUGUUCUCAAAUCUGCUCGCUAGAAUUUGAUUGCGUUAUUGAAAAAAAUUUAAAUAAAUUUUCCAAAG
Molecule: messenger RNA, 712 nt
Organism: Loa loa (African eye worm)
Lineage: Eukaryota; Metazoa; Nematoda; Chromadorea; Rhabditida; Onchocercidae
Exons: 4
Source: RefSeq, a predicted model, not a curated record